Molecule: messenger RNA, 179 nt
Organism: Sphaeroforma arctica JP610
Lineage: Eukaryota; Ichthyosporea; Ichthyophonida
Exons: 1
Source: RefSeq, a predicted model, not a curated record
ACACAGGCCAGAUCCGCGAUAAUGGCCUCGGUCUGCGUUUCGUUAACAAACUGCGUGGACACGGCGAUGUCCACCACGGUAAGACGGUGGGUCGGGAUGACAGGAACGGGAACAGCAAAGGGCACGGCAACGGCAAACGUCGUAACGAACAAGAGACCGAGGCCCACUGUGGUGCGUGA